This is a messenger RNA of Acomys russatus (golden spiny mouse), 2228 nucleotides long. Its product is annotated as zinc finger protein 480-like. Gene Ontology annotation, molecular function: RNA polymerase II cis-regulatory region sequence-specific DNA binding; DNA-binding transcription factor activity, RNA polymerase II-specific. NCBI's taxonomy places the organism in Eukaryota, Metazoa, Chordata, Mammalia, Rodentia, Muridae. The transcript has 3 exons. The coding region runs from base 268 to 1953 and encodes 561 amino acids. The record is from RefSeq and is a predicted model, not a curated record. Gene Ontology annotation, biological process: regulation of transcription by RNA polymerase II.
UCUACCCUGUCUCUGGCCUUUGUGUUUGAAAAAAUGUCUUAGGGUGGUUCCCAGCUCUUGGAAGCCCCGGUGGCCUUGAUGAGAUCGCUGUUGCUCAGUGAGCUGCGGGUGCUGGAGAUGCUGGAGAGCCAUGGAGAUGGUGAGCGAGGGUCGCGAGGCUGCGCAGAGGGUUAGGACCAGUUGACAUUCAGUGACGUGGCCAUUGACUUCACUCCAGAUGAGUGGGAAUGCCUGGACCCUCCUCAGCAGACACUGUACAGGGAUGUGAUGUUAGAAAACUACCGAAACCUGGCCUCUGUGGCCUUUUCUCAUCAGUGUACACAUAACUUUUCACCAGAAGAGAUCUUAAAAUACUCCUUCGACAAAGUGACUAGUGGAAGUCGUGGCCUUCAGAGUUUACACUUACAGGCAGACUGGGCAGAUGUAGAUGAGAGUAAAGGUCAGACAGCCUACUGUGGUGGACACAACCAGUGUGUGAACACAAGCAACACCAAAGAUGUCAUUGACAACAGAGAUCAAGAACAGAAGACAGCUAUGAAAAAGGCUCAUGCUAGUACCGGUACUUUUGAUGAGCCGUGUAUCUAUGAACAUAAAUAUCUACAGGAAAAUUUUCAGCAUAACUUAACUUUGAAAGGGAGUUUGGAAGAUCUGAAAGAGGGAUUAAUCUUUUACUCAAAGAAUUCCAGAGACAAUGGAGUGAGAAACAGAGAACUGAUCUCUAAAAGUGAUCAAGUAGACACUUCCUAUCCCGAAAGAUCCUUACUCUUCCACCAGCAGAUAGAUCCUUCCUACAGCCACAUGCACAAUACUAAUGAUCGUGGGUUGCCUGCUACUGAUCCACUGUUGAGUAGCCAAGAUCAAGAUACAGAUAUUUGGAAACACCCUUACAUGUGUAAAGAAACUAGCAAAGCUUUUAGUAAUGGAUCUACACUAAAUAAUUGCAAAAAUAUGACUAUUGUAGAGAAAUCUGGUCAGUGUAACAAAGUACAUAAUAACUUUGACCAUUGCUCAGGUCCCAACAAACGUCAGUGUACUUUUCCAAAGAAACUUUUCAAUUGUGAAAAUGUCUUUACUCGGUGUUCAAAGCUUACUAGCCCUCGAUGUAACUAUAUUCAAGAUAAUCAUUACAAGAAUAUAGAUUGUGACACAAAGUUUGAUGAAACCUCAAACCUUUUUACGCGUAGAAUUCAGCAUGCCCAGAAAUCCUACAAAUGCAAUGAAUGUGGCAAAGCCUUUAAGUAUUGCUCAAGUUACAGUAAACACAGCAUAAUUCACACAGGAGAGAAACCCUACAAAUGUAAAAUAUGUGGGAAGUCCUUUACCCAGUGUGCAAGCCUUAAAAAACACCAGAGAAUCCACACUGGAGAGAAGCCCUACAGAUGUGCAGAAUGUGGCAGAAGCUUUAACCACUGCUCAAUUCUGAGUCAGCACCAGAGAAUCCACACCGGAGAGAAACCUUACAAAUGUGACCACUGUGAGAAAUCCUUUACCCAGUGUGCAAGCCUUAAAAAACACCAGGUGAUCCACACUGGGGAGAAGCCCUACAGAUGUGCAGAAUGUGGCAAAGCCUUUACCCAAAGCUCAACCCUCAGUGAACACCAGAGAAUUCAUACUGGAGAGAAACCCUACAAAUGUGAGCAAUGUGGAAAAGCCUUUACCCAGUGUUCAAGCUUGAAAAAACACCAGAGAAUUCACACUGGAGAAAAACCCUACAAAUGUGAAGUCUGUGGAAAAGCCUUUAACUGUCGUUCAUCUUUUACCAAACACCAGAGAAUUCACACAGGAGAGAAACCUUACAAAUGUAAGGAGUGUGGUAAAGCUUUUAUCCACUGCACAAACCUUACUCAACACCAGAGAAUCCAUACAGGCGAGAAACCAUACAAAUGCAAUGAAUGUGGCAAGUCCUUUAGUCAGUGUUCAAACCUUAGAAAACAUCAGAGAAUUCAUACAUGAGUAAAACCAUCAAAUGUAAAUAAUCUAGUAAACCCUUCGUACAUAGUCAAAAGCUCAUGUAAUGUCCUAUAAUUCAAACUGGGGUAAGUCCUACAGAGGCAGUGAAUGUAGCAAAGUCUAUGAUGACCAUUCACAAUUUUCUCAGAAUCAGAAUUAAUUCUACCCUACAAAUAAGAGUACCAAAUUCUUAGAAUUCUUUACUAGACACCACAGAAUUCACUUUGGAGAGAAACACAUGAUUUUUUAAUGUGGAAAAAAAUCUAAUUGUUGGCCAU